GAAAUCGGACAUUGAGGAAUCAGAAUGUAUUACUUCUUUUUCUUUUCCACUUCCACAGGUACGCGGUCGCCCGCCCUCCUGCUGCCUCACCCCAUAUGAGGAGGUGGACUCCCACGUCCCGGCAGGAGGUCAAGGCGUACUUUGGUCUCCGUUUGCUUAUGGGGAUGGUGAGACUCCCCUCUUUCCGUGAUUACUGGUCGACCGAUCCCGGUUUCCGUCAGACUUUAAUGACUGAGGUUAUGACGAGAGAUCGGUUCGACCAGUUGACGACACACCUCCAUUUCGCCCACUUGGAGGAAGGAGCUCCACUCCCGGAGGACAGGAUGUGGAAGCUCCGACCAGUCGUGGACGCCCUCAACGAAUCGUUCCGGACGAUUUUCGUCUCGGGGCAGGACAUCACUGUCGACGAGUCGUUGUGGAAGUUCCGUGGGCGGCUAGCUUUUAGGACGUACAAUCCAACCAAGCGGGCGAGGUUCGGGUUGAAGGUCUAUAAGCUCAGUACCAGUACCGGCCUGGCUGCAGGGUACACCUCUUGUUUCAAAGUGUACACCGGGCAGGACCGUGGCGACAUGCCCUCAUCCACGAAAGCGGUGUUUCAUCUGAUGGAGUAUGGCGGCUUCCUUGACAAAGGAUACCAGUUGUUUGUGGACAGCUGGUACACGUCGCCUACGUUCUUUAAUUUGUUACAAUCCCGAAAGACCAACGCGGUAGGCACAGCCCGGCUGAACAGGAAGUUCAUGCCCAAGGACCUCUCUGUGAGGAGGAAGGGUGAUGUCGAUUACCGCAGCAGCAGGACGGGGUUGUUGGCCUUGUUGUGGAAGGACAACGCCGUCGUCGCCCUGCUGUCAACGGUCCAUAACGCUGCAAUGUCGGCAUGAAGGGAGUCGACAUUGGUGAUCAGAUGGCGAGCUACUAUCCAACGCCUCGCCGGUCCAAGGUCUGGUACAGGAAGAUUUUCUUCAACCUCUUUGACAUGGCCAUCGUCAACGCCUGGACACUCCAUCGUGCCCUAGGCGGAAGAGGUUCGUUGAAAACCUUCAAGUCUGUCCUCUCCAGAGAACUCGUGGGGGAGUUCAGAAGAGGGGCGGACUCCAGCAGGAACCGCACUGCAGCGCGUCCACCCGCUGCAGAUAAGCGGUUCCUGAGACAGUGGCAACACUGGGUUUCCGAGCUCCCUGGUGGCAAGAGGAGAAGGUGUCGCUGGUGUUCCAGGCAAGGGAGGAGACGAAGCACCCAUAGCUACUGUGAAGAAUGCAAUGUUGCAUUAUGUACCUAUGGGUGCUUCAAGGCCUGGCAUGUAGAGUGAAGGAAGCUCGGGAGCCGUAAGUUUCGUUUUUGUCACUUGUCUGUGUGUCGAGGAAUUCUGACUUUGAGAAUGUAUUACUUGCAUUUCUUUUCCUCUCCCACAGAGACCGUCGUCGCGCUCGCGGUCGUCGAAGGGAUACGGCAGUCGCCUUCAUCGGCAGAAGUGCCUGAUCGCCCUCCAACGCGCUCAUCUAUGUCUCAGUCCUCGACCUUGACGAGACGCGGUCGCCGCUCGCGGUCGUCGAAGCCGAAGUUAGUGCAUUAGUCCCAACAUGAGUACUCAGACUCAGAGUCCCAGCAUGAGAAUUACUGCGAAAGCAUCUGCCAAAGAUGUUUUCUUUGAUCAAGAACAAAAGUUAGAGGUUCGAAGGCGAUCAGAUACCGCCCUAGUUCUAAAACUUGCCUGUACAUGCCUGUGUCGAGGCGUGGCUUACAGGUCAAAUCAAUAAAGUUGUUAUAUAAAAAUAUCUAUGAUUUUCCCUUACCAUAUCUUGGCAAGUGUUACUGAAAGAAACGUACAUGGCAUUAUAGAAAGACUGGACUCUAACAAAAAAAAACGAACAUUACAUGGUAGUUUUAU
This is a messenger RNA of Penaeus vannamei (Pacific white shrimp), 1885 nucleotides long. Lineage: Eukaryota; Metazoa; Arthropoda; Malacostraca; Decapoda; Penaeidae. The record is from RefSeq and is a predicted model, not a curated record.